Phaeodactylum tricornutum CCAP 1055/1 is the source of this 2901-nucleotide messenger RNA. RefSeq lists its product with no specific name. Gene Ontology annotation, cellular component: spindle pole. The transcript has 4 exons. Gene Ontology annotation, molecular function: protein binding. The record is from RefSeq and is a predicted model, not a curated record. Lineage: Eukaryota; Bacillariophyta; Bacillariophyceae; Surirellales; Neidiaceae. Gene Ontology annotation, biological process: mitotic cell cycle; establishment of meiotic spindle localization; spindle organization. Bases 1 to 2667 code for a protein of 888 amino acids.
AUGAGCGACUACGGUCCGGAGGUGCAGGUGAACGCCGCUUUGGCGUUCACAAGUCCAACAAACUUGACGACUAGGCGCUUUGGAGGUCGCCGUAUCAUAAUAAAACGCCUAACCUCACCAGCGCCGAGAAAUGUAACUGUGAAAAGAGCUCAAAAAGGGCAAAUCGAGCAGCACGCUUUGAACGAGGCAUUCUCGGGUCUAUCCAAAGAAGCCAGCCACCGAAAUGAAGCUAGAGAUAAUACACAAGGGAUCAACUUGCACGGUAGAGUAAGUCAAGUUGCAUUAUCCUCAAAGAUAGCAAUGGGUGCGAAAACGCAAGCGACGCAAUUCAGUGAUGUGUUGCAGAACGAGGCUCUCGAUCAAAUGCAAGAAAAUCCCUUGCCUAUCUUCAUGAAGACACAGCCAUCUCAGAUUCAAGCAUUGUCUGCUCGUCGUGACAAUUCGUCCAAGCCUAGUGGUCGGAGGGAAAAUCGACCCGCCAGUAUCGAUCCUAGAUUUUCGAUAUCCGAAGACUCAAGCGGCGAGGAUGACGAUAAAACUGAUGUCGAUUUUACCAGUGCGGAUGAAGAGGCUAGUUUUACUACCAGCGAGGAAAGUAGCUUCUACUCUCACGAACAAGAUGUUUGGGGUAACAGCCGUGAUAUUCUCGACGAAAUUGAAGAGGCAAUGCGCUUGCGGCGUAUUUUUGGGCAUGGCAAGACGAAAGACUCAGAAAAAGCGGCCUCUACGACACUCUCCAACUUCCUUCCAGAAGAACGGUUAAACGGUUACCUUCUCAAGCUUCGCAUCAAGCGCACAAAUGCUGCCUCCCAAAUCCAGCGUUUUCUUCGAGGUUGUAUAGUUCGAGCCCGUGUCAAACAGGCUGUGUGCGAUUUGAUGAACGAAUCUUUUCUUCGAAUGGGGCUUCCAUCGAGUCCAGACCGUCGAGCGGUUGUCCAGCGGUCGCAGAAAGGAAAUAACCUCGCAUUUCGCUCUCUUUACCAAAAACGGAAUCUCGCUUUGUUAGCGGCUGUCCAGCAGUUCCGGCGAGUCGUGGAGAAAGCGGAAAGAAAAAUCGAUGCAUUUUUGUGCUUCGAAUCAUACAUUGCAAAAACCAAAGAGAGAGCUGAAUUCGCUAGAGAGGUGCUAGUCUAUCAAAGUGCCUUAAAGAUUCAGGCGACCUGGUGUAAUUUUAAUGAACGGAAAAGAAUUGCAGUGGGUGGUAGAGCACUUCUUCGCCUUCAAGCACACAUUCGCGGUACCAUGGAGCGCUUGAAGUAUCGCCAGGUAAUGCACUCCGUUCGUCGCAUACAGUGUAUGUACAGAGAUCGUCUGCUAAAAGAGACCAUGGGGCGCAUGAACGACCGGAUCUGCGAAGGGGUCAGCGGAGAACGAAAGGCAAUGGCAUCCUGGAAAAUUCAGCACUUCUUGCGACGGGUUUGGAUGCAGCGACUCGUUCGUCGUAUGCGAUUCCGUCAGUCGAUGGGGCACGACUUGGCCACGCGUCGUCUUACAGCUACUAGAAUGGUAUGGCAAGCAAUUCUUGGAUGGGCAUUGAAGUGGAAAUUUCAACGACUUGUUCGAAAUACAGUCAGGAUGCAAGCAGCUAUACGCCGCGAGUCGUCAGUCCGCACUUAUCGGAAAGCAGUUGCGGCUCGGCGCAUUCUGCGAUUCAGUCGUAGCAUUCAACUUCAAGUCGCAAUUCGUCGCUUUCUCAUUCGACUCUCUUUUGGCGAUGACUUAAACACCCGCCAUCGCAAUGCGGCCAUUGUUGUGCAGCGUAUUUUUCGCGGAUGGUAUGUAACGAACAUGUAUCGCCAGAUUCUACAAUCGAUUCUAUCAGUGCAAACUGUUGCUCGCCGAUAUCUUGCCUCGAGUUCCCUUGGCGUGGCUAUUCAAGCCUGCUGCACUGUUCAAUCAGCAUAUCGUCGCUACAUCGAAAGACAGCGAUCAGCUGUAGUAAUUCAAGCAGCGUGUCGUCGGUAUUCUUCGGUCCAACUUCUCUGUGCAGCGCUCCGUGCUUGCCGAAUUAUUCAAUGGCACUGGCAUCACCGAAUAAUAUGCCAACGAUCAGCGAUUGUGGUGCAAAAUGCCUAUCGCAGUCUGGCUUCAAUACAUGCUGCGUCAACGGUCUGCAAAAAUUUUGCAGUCUACUUGCCGACGCUUCGUAUCGGUCCUCAGGGUUCGUGCCUUAACGUAUUCUUGUUGGAAAAUCCAAUUGAGUUGGCGGCGCUACUCUCUUCGCAAAAGGUCCGCAACUGUACUACAAAGAGCCACCCGUCGCCAUGUUGCAAUCUAUCAUUUUCGUACAGCAAAGGAGGCAAGUCGAACCAUACAAGGAGUCUGGCGCUGUUUUCAGAGCCUGCUGCGAUUGGAGGUAAUCCUAAACGAUUCUUGUCGGAUGAUUCAAACAAUGAUACGGAGGAAACUUGCAAGACGUAUCGGAAAGUGCUUCAUGGAGUUCGAACAGUCCAAGCUAUAUGGCACGAUUACUAUUACAUGGGUUGGCGCGCCCAUCGUUUGAGGACAAUGAUCAAGUUUCAAAAUUUGAGGAGAGCACCCAAAGCUGUGCUCCCCCGUAGGUCUAGCCCUUCGCAGCAAGGCGUUUUGGACUACUCUACAGUCGCUGAUAUCUUUUCUGGGGAAGAAGAGGAUAUCCAAGCGAUUCGUAUAGUAGCUUCUGAAUAAAGGCUCGAACCUUGCCUGAGCACCUUAAGGAGAACUUUCCAAAUUCCAUCGUUCCAAGAACCGAUCGUGCGCACUUCAAUGAAUGUAAAUGCAAGACGAAAAUCGCUAUUUCGGUCUGAACGACAUGAAAAAUCGCUGUUUCGGCCGAAUCUGAAAAUUUUUAAGUACUUUAGAUUGACCGCGAAAUGGCUGUUAAGUAAAAAUAGCAAUUAGAAAAUAAUCCAAUGCUCGGUG